CCCGCAAUAGUCUCCUCCAUCCUGGAGCCCCGGAACCGCGCUUGCUGCAGCCUGCCGGUGUCUUUUAUUUAUUUAUUUUGCACCAACAGGGUUGCUGCAGACUCAUUCUCAGCUGGUUUAAAAGCGAGGAGGGAGGCCAAAAAAAAAAAAAUAGAGACACGCUUCCAGGCUCUUUGCCUUUCUGGCCCAGGGUCUUGCCAGCCGGUGGGGGUUCCUGGCAGGGGGUGGCCACAGAGGCCACAGAGGGGGAGACGUGGGGACCUGCAAUGCCGCGGGAAUGGGACCGUGGAUGCUGCCCUCCAACUGGAUGUCGCCCUCUGGCCCCUCCGGGUCCAUGACAGGAUGGCCCCUACUGCAGCCCUGAAACUAGCUUGGCCCCCGUGGCUGCUGCUUCUGCUUCUCCUUCCAACCCACGGCAGUGGCGGCUGCCCAGCAGUGUGUGACUGCGCCUCCCAGCCCCGGGCAGUGCUCUGUGCCCACCGACGCCUGGAGGCCGUGCCAGGGGGCCUCCCUCUGGACACUGAGCUUCUGGAUCUGAGUGGAAACCGCCUUUGGGGCCUGCAGCGGGGCAUGCUCUCCCGCCUGGGCCUGCUCCAAGAGCUGGAUCUCAGCUACAACCAGCUGUCCACGCUCGAACCCGGGGCCUUCCAUGGCCUGCAGAGCCUGGUCAGCCUCAAGUUGCAGGGUAAUCGCCUGCGCAUCAUGGCUCCUGGGGUCUUUGCAGGCCUGUCUGCCCUGACACUCCUGGACCUGCGCCUCAAUCAGAUUGUCCUCUUCCUAGAUGGGGCCUUCAGGGAGUUGGGGAGUCUCCAGCAGCUGGAAGUGGGCGACAAUCACCUGGUGUUUGUGGCCCCGGGGGCCUUUGCAGGGCUGGCCAGACUCAGGAGCCUCACCCUGGAGCGUUGCAACCUCAGCACCGUGCCCGGCCUGGCGUUGGCACAGAUGCCAGAGCUGGUAGCUCUGCGACUGAGAGAGCUGGAUAUCUGGAGGCUGCCAGCAGGUGCCCUCCGGGGUCUGGGCCAGCUCAAGGAGUUGGAGAUACACCACUGGCCAUCUCUGGAGGUUCUCGAGCCAGGCAGCCUGCAAGGACUUAAUCUUAGCAGCCUGGCCAUCACUCGCUGCAACCUGACCACGGUGCCCUUCCAGGCGUUGCAUCACCUCAGUUUCCUCAUCGUUCUAGAUCUAUCCCAGAACCCAAUCUCUGCCAUCCCUGCCCGCAGCCUCAGUCCCCUGGUGAGGCUCCAAGAGCUGCGUCUUUCGGGCGCUGGCCUCACCUCCAUCGCGGCCCAGGCCUUCCACGGCUUAACAGCCUUCCACCUGCUGGACGUAGCUGACAAUGCUUUGCAGACCUUGGAGGAAACGGCCUUCCCUUCUCCAGACAAGCUUGUCACACUUAGGCUGUCUGGCAACCCUCUCACCUGUGACUGUCGCCUUCUCUGGCUGCUCCGGCUGCGACAACGCCUGGACUUUGGCACGUCCCCUCCUGCCUGUGCUGGACCCCAACAUGUCCAGGGGAAGAGCCUGAGGGACUUCUCUGACAUCCUCCCUCCUGACCACUUCACCUGUCAACCGGCCCUGAUCCGAAAGUCAGGGCCACGGUGGGUGACAGCCGAAGAGGGAAGCCUGGCUGUCUUUUCCUGCUCCGGAGAUGGAGACCCCGCUCCCACUGUGUCUUGGAGGCGACUUCGGGGGGCCUGGCUGGGCCGGGCUGGGAGAGUUAGGGUCCUGGAAGAUGGCACCCUGGAAAUCCGCUCUGUGCAGCUUAGAGACCGGGGGGCCUACAUCUGCAUGGUAAGCAACGUGGCCGGCAAUGACUCCUUGAGGACCUGGCUCGAAGUCAUCCCUGUGGAGCCAAUCAAUGGCACACUGGACCCCAACAUCACCAUGCCAGAGAUCCCCAGACCCUUCUUCCUGGAUGGCAGAGGUGUGGCCAUGGUGCUAGCUGUUGGCUUCUUGCCCUUCCUCACUUCAGUGACCCUCUGCUUUGGCCUCAUUGCCCUCUGGAGCAAGGGCAAAGGCCGGGUCAAACAUCAUGUGACCUUCGACUUUGUGGCCCCUCGACCCUCUGGGGACAAGAAUUCUGGGGGGAACCGGGUCACCGCCAAACUCUUCUGA
Suncus etruscus (white-toothed pygmy shrew) is the source of this 2115-nucleotide messenger RNA. It is a transcript of the gene LINGO4, whose product is annotated as leucine rich repeat and Ig domain containing 4. Gene Ontology annotation, molecular function: protein binding. Lineage: Eukaryota; Metazoa; Chordata; Mammalia; Eulipotyphla; Soricidae. Bases 343 to 2115 code for a protein of 590 amino acids. The record is from RefSeq and is a predicted model, not a curated record. Gene Ontology annotation, cellular component: extracellular matrix. The transcript has 2 exons.